UAGUUUUCAACAUUUCAUCUCCAUUCGCACACAGAAGGAACUGGUCUCCAACUCUCCAUAACCGAACAAUCUCUGAUCUCUCGUCGAUCUCAACCAUCACUCUCAGACCCAACCACUCACUCUGUCUCUUCCUCUAUGUGCUCUCGUUCAUCAUCACGAAUCACGAUCUAGGGUUCACCAUGGAUCCGAACGCAAUGUAAAUCAUCUCGCACUGCAUUCUCUCUUCGCGCGUCUUGUAACAAAAAUCACAAAAAACGCAAUGGGAGUAGUCAUUGAGAGCUUCGUUUGGGAACCGAAUCCAUCCAUAUACAUCUUCCUCUUCGUCUGUUGCAUCUUCUCGAUCCUUCUUUUCCCUCACGCCUCUAACCUCAACAGAACCUCCACAAUCUUCGAUCAUGGACUCUCUUCCUCAUUCCUUCGCUUCCAGCGGAACUUCCUCUUCCUCUAUUCUCUCGCUUCAGUGAUGGAAGGUCUGUGGUCAGUGUUUGGGGAGUUUGAGUUAGCUUCAUAUGGACUUGGCAAGGAAAAGAUGGUUGCGUCUCUCUGCUAUGGAUAUACAACAGCUCUCUUUGCUGCGCCUUUCCUUGGCGUGCUUUCAGAUUUGAUUGGUCACAAGAAAGUAUGCUUGAUCUUUUGCACCCUACACUUCUUUGUUGGCGUAUGGAAGAAGAUUUCAGAGCAACCAAGCAUUUUCACAACUAGCAUAUGUCUCUCUAUGGCAAAUACAAUAUUUUCAUUUAGUUUCGAGACUUGGAUGGUCACUCAACAUGAGAAGCAAGGGCACAGACUAGAUUCACUUAAUGACACAUAUUGGUUAAUGACCUUCUUUGAGUCUGCGUGUUUUAUUGCAAGCCAAAUGUUUGCAAAUUGGCUGCUUGGUAAUAAUAUGGAGAAAAGCACUGCUCCUUCCACUGCAAUUAUCUUCUUAGCAACCAUAUGCUUCACUUUUGUCACCAGAGGAUGGACAGAAACUCAAGGAACAGCAUCUCUUAAGGAGUAUAGCCUGUCCUUCUAUGCAUAUAUUUUGGGUGAUAAAAGGAUAUGGUUGUUGGCAUGGGCACAAGCUUGUCUUCAUUUCUCCCUUGGAAUAUUUUGGAUUCUUUGGGCUCCUACAGUGGUGGCUGACGGACGAGAAGUGCAAUUAGGAUUAAUAUAUCCAUGCUUUUUGGGGUCAAGGAUGCUAGGAAGCACUGUGUUUCCUUGUCUUACUAGUGGGCCAUCAUCUCUUAGAACUGAGGACUGCCUGGUAUAUGCAUACAUCAUACUGGCUCUUCUCCUGUCUAUUGUGGCCUAUGACUAUCAGGAAAUUGGAGUUCUGGUGACACUAUUUUGCUUAUUUCAUGCUUGUGUCGGGUUCAUUUCACCAUCUCUUGCAAGAUUGAGGACCAUGUAUGUGCCUAAUGAAUUGCGUGGAGGGAUGAUGGGCCUUUCUCUUGCUCCUGCAAAUGCUGCAAUUCUGCUUUCUGUGGUGCAAGGUGGUUAUUAUCAAAAUGUUGGAAAUGCAACGUUAAUGGCAUUUGGCGUGUUUGGUCUAUUGCUAGCGGCUGGUUGCAUGCAUGCACUGAAGCAAUGGGGGAAGCAACCGUAUAACAACUGGCAUAAACAGUGAAUGUUCCUUUGGCAGGCUUUGGUAAUGGUGGAUUUCUGUCUCUCGUUGUAUGCAAUGAGGAGUAAAGAGAUGAAGAACUUUAGAUCAUACCAAUGCAGGCAAGAGCAAAUAAAUUUCCGAAAAACAAAAGUAACCACUGCUGAAUGCUUAUUAACUGGACUGAAAUCGUGGUACCUUUUGUAAGGACAAAGAGAGACUGAACAAUGAAACUUCACAGUUCAAUUCAUCUUUACAUUUAGUCUCUUGCCUACUUUGCUGCUUGGGUUUUGCUUAUGGAGAAUAUAGUCAAACCACGCAAAGCAUCCGAAGCUGCUAUCAGAAUCUGUAUAUGCGAGUUCUUGUCCAGAAGUGCACAGAAGACCAUAAGGUGGUGGAGGUGGAAUGGGCAUGAAUACAGUAUCUUCGUCAUCCAGUACUUGAUCCCGUAUCCACUUCGUAGCUACCCACUUCUCCCCUUUUAUUACGGGGCAGCUCCCGUGGAGUGACAUCUGCCAAAUAACAUAUAGAUAGUCAAACAAAGUGCGGAUUAUGAUCCUCUACAGUUUGAAACAAAACUGCAUAUGAUACUCAAGCUGUUCAAAAUAGUUUCUAUUUUAAAUAAAAACUGCAGUAGAAUUUGAUUGAAUAAAAACUAGCCAUUGGAUUUUGAACUGCAGAGGAUGCAGUUCAUUUUAGAACUGCAAAUGAACUGUAGAGGAUCCAUGUCCAAUAUUGUGAGAUCAGAAAUAUUCUACAAUUUAGCACAUAAUUAUUACAA
Lotus japonicus is the source of this 2366-nucleotide messenger RNA. RefSeq lists its product as uncharacterized. The coding region runs from base 260 to 1609 and encodes 449 amino acids. Gene Ontology annotation, cellular component: membrane. The record is from RefSeq and is a predicted model, not a curated record. Lineage: Eukaryota; Viridiplantae; Streptophyta; Magnoliopsida; Fabales; Fabaceae. The transcript has 11 exons. Gene Ontology annotation, molecular function: molybdate ion transmembrane transporter activity. Gene Ontology annotation, biological process: molybdate ion transport.